CCGAGCCGGAGUUUGUGUCAGGUGCGGACUGCAAGUGCGGCGUGAAAGGACCCAUUGCCUUGCAGCCGUCCAGCCGCCGGAACCAGGAUGACCGGCUAUCGUUAGAGUUAAAGAAGCCGCAAGGUUUGCGAAGGUUUUCUCUCGUCACCGAGGAAGCCCAAGAGAAAAGACCAUGAAGACGCUUCCUCUGAGAUGCUGUUGCUGGCUGCUGUUAUUGGCUCUCUGCGCCAUAAGUCGAGGGGAGAAGGCAGGGGCAAGCAAUGGAGACGGUCAAGCUGCAAACACACCUGUAGGGACGCUGCCUCGCUUCCAGAUUGAACCAGAGGAUUCCUACAUUGUGAAGAACGACCCCAUUAAGCUGCGUUGCAAAGCCAUGCCUGCCAUGCAGAUCUUCUUCAAGUGCAACGGCGACUGGGUGCAUCAGGACGAACACAUGCUGGAGGAGGACGUGGAUGAGCUGACAGGGCUGGAUGUUCGGGAGGUCCUGAUCAACAUAUCACGCCAGCAAGUGGAGGAUUUCCAUGGCCCGGAAGAUUACUGGUGCCUCUGCGUGGCCUGGAGUGAGCUGGGGACGACAAAAAGUAGAAAGGCGACUGUCCGGAUAGCAUAUCUGAGGAAGAAUUUUGAGCAAGAUCCACAAGCAAAAGAAGUACCUUUGGAAGGGAAGAUUAUUCUGCACUGUCGUCCUCCUGAGGGAGUUCCAACUGCCAAGGUCGAAUGGUUGAAGAACGAAGAGGCGAUUGAUCCUCAGCACGACCCCAAUGUUUACACGACCGCAGAGCACAGUCUGGUCAUCGAGCAAGCACACCUCUCCGAUUCAGGCAACUACACCUGCAUUGCCUCCAACGUGGUUGCCCGGCGACGGAGUACUGUCGCCACACUGACGGUGUUUGUCAAUGGUGCCUGGUCCUCUUGGACAGAAUGGUCAUCUUGUAGCAUCCACUGCGGCCGAGGGUGGCAGAAACGAACCCGUACCUGCACCAACCCAGCACCACUCAACGGGGGAACCUUCUGUGAUGGGACCUCAGUCCAGAAGAUUGUCUGCUCCUCUCUUUGCCCAGUGGACGGAGGCUGGGAGCCCUGGAACAGAUGGUCAGCAUGCUCCCCCGAGUGUGAACACCAGAGGGUCCGGGCAUGCGUGGCUCCUGAGCCGAGGUACGGCGGAAAGUUCUGCGAGGGACUGGGGCAGGAGUCGGAGAACUGUACAGAAGGCCUGUGCGUUCAGAACCAGCCACCAGUGCAGGAGGUGCAACCUCAAAGUAUCGAGAUCAACAGUGAUGUGGCAUUAUACUCCGGGCUCGGGGCAGCAGUGAUCGCAGUCACAAUGCUUGUGGUGGGCAUCACUCUGUAUCGGAGAAGUCAAAGUGAAUAUGGUGUUGAUGUUAUCGACUCUUCGGCCCUUACUGGUGGUUUCCAGUCCUUCAAUUUCAAAACAGUCAGGCAGGGAAAUUCCCUGCUUCUGAACCCAUCGAUGCAGCAGGACUUAACAGUGAGCAGGACCUAUAGCGGGCCGAUCUGUUUCCAGGAACCAAUGGACAAGGAACUCAUGACCCAGUCACCCCUCUUUGACUCUCUGCCGGGGAUCAAGGUUAAAGUGCAAAGCUCAUUAAUGGUUUCCCUCGGAGUUGCAGACGGAGUAGAGUAUCAGGGAAGGGUACCAUCCCGGACUUACCCGCGCAACAGCCGGGUUGUUGACAAAUUGCACGCAAGGAGCAAUGCAUCGAGCUCUCAGCAUCUCCCUGGCGCUUUCCCGAGGGCCGAGGACAGGACGAGCAGUAUUUUUGGGUGCCUCGGAGGAUGCUUGGUGGGACCAUCCAAAGGAGUCCGUUUAAUGGUUCCUUUGGGAUCAAUUCCUGAGGGGAAUUCAUGGGAAAUGUACAUUGCGGUCAAUCAAGGUGAAAGUAGUCUACAGCCUGAAGGAGCAGAGAUUCUCCUGAGUCCGGAGGUGACCUGUGGACCGCCUGGUUUAGCCUUGUCCAGUCCAGUUGCUCUGACGAUCCCUCACUGUGCGGUGGUGUGUCCAGACCACUGGAGCAUAAAGCUGAAGAGACAGGUCCUGGCAGGAAAGUGGGAGGAAGUGAUGUCGCUUGAAGAUGAGACCACAUCCUGUUACUGCCUGCUAGACCCUCACUCCUGCCACAUCCUACUGGAACAACUUGGAACCUACGCCCUGGUGGGUGAGGCCCUCACCGGCUGUGCUGAGAAAAGGCUGAAGCUUGCCGUGUUUGGGCACUUGUCCUGCAGCUCCCUGGAAUACAACUUCCGAGUGUAUUGCAUGGAUGACAUUCCAAGUGAUCUACAGGAGGUGAUGACAGAAGAGAGGAACCAGGGAGGGCACCUGUUGGAUGAGCCCAGAACAAUACAUUUCAAAGCGAACUCAUAUGGCCUUCAAAUCUCCCUACUCGACAUACCCCAGUUCCUGUGGAGAGUAAAACCACUGACGCUGUUUCAGCAGGAAAUUGCCUUUUCCCAAAUAUGGAGCAGGAAGCAGCAGCCUCUGCCAUGUGCCUUCAGAGUGGAAAGAUUCAACUCAGCAACAACCCAGCUCUCCUGUAGGAUCUGUGUCCGACAGCUCAAAGGCAACGAGCAGACCUUUCACAUCAAUACCUCCAUCCUUGAGGGCGAGAGAGAAGCUGUUCACCUCUGCACACAGUUUGCAAGUGGUGUGACCAAUGUAACAGGCCCCAAACCGUUUAAGAUUCCAUAUUCCAUCAGGCAGAAAAUCUGUUCCACGUUCGACAUUCCCAGUGCAACAGGCAAGGACUGGCGGCUGUUAGCACAGAAACUGCAUAUUGACAGGAACCUGAGCUACUUUGCAAUAAAGAGCAGCCCAGCCAGCAUCAUCUUGGAUAUCUGGGAGGCCCAGCAUCAGAACGACAGGGACCUUGACUCCUUAGCCAGCGCCCUGGAAGAGAUAGGCAGGAUCCAGUGUCCCAGCUCAAACACGCCCGAAGGUGACGGCGACGAGGCAGACUACAACUACGGCGGAUGAAGUCGACCCAUGUGCGGCCGAGCCCGGCUGCCCAUCGGUUCAGCUCCCUCCCUUCCCUCUGAGCAAGCACUGCUCAGUCACAAUAUAGGAAAGAUUUCUCAGGAAAUGCUAAAGGUUUACUGUCCAAAUCUUUGGAUGUGUAUGUAAAUAGAAUUUAUUUGUAAAUAAAAACCGGUAGGGGUGCACCAAUUAUAAAUGAUUAGAGGAACCAGUCCUCAGUUCGUUUGGCCCAUUAAAAUAGAUGCACAUAUUUCAACUGGUCCUCAGGUCUCUCUGCCCAAUAUUACUCCACGGGGUGACCCAGCACAAGUCUCAUAAGCUGGUAAGGAGCUGCCACUCUGUGCUUGCCUGGAGGAGUGUGGUGCCAACUGCCUUCAGAACAUGAGAACAUCCAAGAAAAGCAGCCUCUUUGGCUAGCAGCACCAUCCCAACUAUUCAAAGUCAAAGCCGAGGUUAUUGUCAGAUCCAUGUUCAUGUAUGGACAGGUGCAAUCAAAAACUUGCAAGAGCCCAAGAGUCUCACAGGCCCAUUGCAUCGUCAAAGCAACGUUCACAAGAAAACCAUAAAUGAAAAAUAAAUUCUACACGAUUUUUUUACAGGAAAGAACAUAGUUAGAACAAAAAUUAAUGUCCAUGUUGUUGCUAAAAUGUAGUGAGUGGGGCUGUGCCUGUUGGUUCAAGAGCCGAAUGGUUGAAGGGAAGUACUGCAGCUCUUCCUGAACCUGGUGGUGUGGGACCACAGGCUUCUGCCUGACGGUGACUGUGAGAGGAUGCCAUGGUCCGGUGGUGUGGACCUUUGAUGAAAGAUGGUGGCUUCACUCCUCCAUCACUUGUUGCAGUGUGCUCCAUCUACGCAGUACACCAUGGUGGGGAACGUCAGGAGAAACUUCUCCAUUCAGAGGGUGGUGAGAGUGUGGGACGAGCUGCCAGCGCCACUGGUGCACGCGAGCUCGAUUUCAACAUUUAAGAGCAGUUGAUGGUAGGGGUAUGGAGAGCUACGGUCUCGGUGCAGGUCGAUGGGAGUAGGCAGUUUAAAUGGUUCAGCAUAAACUAAAUGGGCCAAAGGGCCUGUUUCGGUGCUGUACUUUUCUUCAUGGUUACCAGCGUAGCCUACCCUGACAGCACCAGCCUAACCCCCCGACUUCUACCACCUGGGAGGACCAAGGCAUGUGGAGGAUGCACAUGAGAACACCAACAUAGACACCUUCACAGGUUGGUUUGGAAGUGUAUAACCUUUACUUUAUUGUCACUCAGUCAGAAUCCUGGAAACCUCCAAGCAUUAGCACCUUGAGACUAUGCUCAUACAUGGAUUCUCAAAGACAGCUCAGUUCCACCUUCACAAGAGCGGUCAAGGUUGAGCCAUAUAUGCUGGCCUUGCCUGUGGGACCAUAUCCUGUAUAUAAAUAUUAUUUUUCAGUAAUACGUUUAUUUACUCAGAAUAUUUAUCCAGAAGUGUCUCUUCUCACCAUUUCCUAAGCCCCCGUCUUCUUGUUCCUCCCUAAAGGGAAUGAGGAAUAGCCCGUUGAUUCCGAUCAGAAUAAAACAUCUCUGUACUUUCCCAAGAAAGUGGAGUUGAUGCUUUACCAGUGGGGGACGCCCCUCACUAUUGACCUGUAGUUGUAAAGGACUCUGGUGGUGAUGGAUGCUUUGGAAUGAACCCAUCUCCCAUUGCAAUAACUAGGCAUCUACACAUCAGAUGAGCCUGAAGUGAAAGGUGGGAGUUUCUGGAGAGGUUCAGAUUCAGAUUAAUUUAUUUAUCUCUCUCUCUGUCUGGCUAUCCAUCCCGUAGGAUGAUGAUGGUUCCUUUCAGUCAGUUAGUGGGGUGGUACCCCACUCCUCAGAAAGGAACAGUGUGUGCGUGAGUGGAUUUUAGGUGAGUAGGGGGUUGCACAGGUCCAGACCCACCGUCUAGACAUCCCCUCCCAGAUCCAGCGGCAUGGUGGGGUCCAAGACAGCUGGGGGAAGUUCUGUUGCAGUGAAUGGCCAGACCAAGCUUCGAUGCAGGGAAUGCCCUUUCUGCCCUUCACGGCAUGUGUUUGCUAGAUGGCCGUUGGCCCUACGAGAGGGUUCAUCCACCCUUUGACAGGUCUUGUUUUUUGUCCUGCAGGGUGUCUAGCCACCCUCCUCACCGGGCAAGCCUGAUGGGGGAGCCGGUUUAGGCGCCGACCACCCGACCAUGCGACAGGUAGUACUGGGUUACAUGGUACCAGUAGCACUCAGACCAGUGACCUGACAUUUAUUUAUCACAUGUACAUUGAGAUGUACAGAGAAAUGCAUUGUUUCAUUAACAAACAACACAGCCUAAGGAUGUGCUGGAGGUAGCCUGAAAGUCUUAGAGAGGACUGAGGAACAAAUUUUUCAUCCAGAUGGUGGUUAGAACCUGGAAUGCUCUGGUGGAAACAGAGACUGUUACAACAUUUAACUAGUAUCUAGACCAGAGGUUCCCAACCUUUUUAAUGCCAUAGACCAUUACCAUUUACCAAGGUGUGGUCCAUUGAACCCCCCAGUCUAGACAAAGCAAGGAAAGUUACAGACGAAAUGGGAUCAGAAUAGAUUGGGAGUAGCAGAUAGGAUGGGCUGAAGGCCCUGUGUUGUAUGACUCUGUGAUUCUAACAUUAAUCAAGUACCCCAAGGUUGCAUUCAGUUUAUGUUGAAGCAUAAUGUUCAGUAAGCCAUUAGCCGAAGCUUUGAAAUAUGUAUUGAAGAUAUGCAACAGUAUUGUAAAGUCUGCUUUCUCCAGGUAUAGCAAGCUGUUCUCAGAGCCCAGUACCCUCCUAACCAAGGGUCCACUUAAAAGUAGUUACUGUAAAUGUCCUCCUACAGCAGAAUGGGGUUGAAAGGGAUAAUAAAUCAGCCAUGAUCGAAUGGCGGAGCGGAUUCGAUGGGCUGAAUGGCCUAAUUCUGCUCCUAUAUCUUAUGGUCUUUAAGGUCCCUGUUUCAUUUUACAAUACUGGGAAACACUUCUUUAAUACUCGAAACAUGCCUGUGUACAAGGCGUUGAUCUACAAGUUUCGCAAUCCCUCUUGUAAUAUUUCGUUAAGAUUCCCGUCCAUCCAAGACACCGAAGACAGUGGAACAGGGUGGGAUGCCCACUUCAAUUAAGCUAAUCUUGAGGCCUUCAUUUUCAUGUCAAGUGCUUAUUUAAUUAGAAGGCAAAGUAAUUGUUGCACCUUUAUAACGAAGUAAAUGUUCCAUUCUCCUCUCGCUCCUGAAUAGCGUCUUGUUCACAUACACCUGCCGCAUAUGUUCUUGCUGCAUCCUUGAUGGAUUUUGUAAGCUAUUUACUAAUGUCUCCGUUCUGCCAGCAACCAGCAAAGACCGGUUUCCCUUGAAAUCCACAUUUUAACAAAUUGGUGGAUCCUUGUGUGUUUAUUUUUGCGUACAAAUCAUUAAA
Messenger RNA from Mobula hypostoma (lesser devil ray), 6385 nucleotides. RefSeq names its product netrin receptor UNC5D-like. The coding region runs from base 173 to 2992 and encodes 939 amino acids. The record is from RefSeq and is a predicted model, not a curated record. NCBI's taxonomy places the organism in Eukaryota, Metazoa, Chordata, Chondrichthyes, Myliobatiformes, Myliobatidae. Gene Ontology annotation, molecular function: protein binding; netrin receptor activity. The transcript has 17 exons. Gene Ontology annotation, biological process: netrin-activated signaling pathway; axon guidance. Gene Ontology annotation, cellular component: membrane.